GAUGAUGAUUUAUGGGAGGAUCUGGAGGAUGAGGAUGGCAGUGCAGAUAUCACAAGGAGUACGUCCAGACAGCGUUUGUCAUGCUUUGCUCAUUCUCUGCAACUGGUAGUAGGAGAUGGCUUAAAGGAAACUAAGUGUCUUUCCGGUGUGAUUGCCAAAGCUUCAAAACUGUCGUCUUUGUUACAUUUCAGCACUUCAUUUAAAGAUAAGUUUGAAGUCACUUUUGGCUAUGGACGCUCUAUCCCAGCAGCAAAUGACACCCGUUGGAACUCCACUUUUAAGCAAUUGAAAGCUAUCACAGCAUUGGAUCACAGCAUUCUCAGACAUGUGCUCUGACUUUCCUAAUGUUGUUUUCUCUCCAUGCAAGUGGGCUCAGCUCAAAGAACUCUGCACCAUUCUUGAGCCUUUUGCAGAGGCUACCGACCUUACACAAGGUGAGCAACUGGUGACAAGCAGCCUAGUUGUCCCCACAGUUUUGGACAUUAACACCCACCUCAUGAGGAUGGAAGAGAAGAGGUUUCUCUGCCGGCCUUUAGUCAGAGCACUUAAAGAAUCCUUACACAGGAGGUUUUCUGGCAUAUUUGUUAGAACAAAAAUGGAUGAAAGCAAGCAACACCAUGAACCGUUUGGUGAGGAUGUGUACUUCAUAGCUGCCAUGCUUGACCCACGUUUUGGACUCAGCUGGGUGGAUAUGGAUGUUCAGUCUACUGAAAAUGUCAUGUCCCCUCUGGUCAGAGAUGAACUCAAGAGGUCACUCAAAGACACCUUGAUUACAGAAGCAAGGGCCAUAGGAACAGGAUCCCCUCCGAAGGAUCCCCAUAGUGCACAACAAUCUCAAGAGGAGUUACCUCCACUCAAGUGUCCAAGACUAUUGGCAAGGUACCAAUGGCAUAGAAAAAGUCACAGUUGUGACCGAGACUCAAGCAUAGCAUCACAAGUACAGAAGUACUUUGAGACCAUUAAAGACUUCCAUGAUGAAGACACACUCAGUUUUUGGGCUAGGAACGAAGAGAAGUUCCCCAACCUACAUUCCCUGGCACUUAAAGUCUUGUCUGUGCCUGCAUCUUCAGCUCCUAUUGAGCGUGUAUUCAGCAGAGGGGGCCUUAUCACGAGGCCUCACCAUUCACGAUUGGGGACAAAAAUGUUGUCAUAUCUAAUGUUUCUUAAGUGUAACCAUGCACUACUGUCUAAGUAGUCUAAGGUGCCCAUGCCCAUGUUGGCUGGUAUAUAAAUUGGUUUAUACUGA
This is a messenger RNA of Lampris incognitus (smalleye Pacific opah), 1246 nucleotides long. RefSeq names its product zinc finger BED domain-containing protein 4-like. The coding region runs from base 326 to 1195 and encodes 289 amino acids. Lineage: Eukaryota; Metazoa; Chordata; Actinopteri; Lampriformes; Lampridae. The transcript has 2 exons. The record is from RefSeq and is a predicted model, not a curated record. Gene Ontology annotation, molecular function: protein dimerization activity.